UUCAAUCACUGGUUCAGUCUUGUAUCAUCACUGUGGGACUGCAAAGCAAGAAUCGCUCGCUGCACUACAUCCUCCAGAACUCUCUGUAUAAUGAAACAAAUCUACUGAGACUGAAAGGAUGGAUACUAGGACCUGGGAAAAACUCUUCCACCAGGACUGACUGCUCACUGCUGUAAAUAUAGCAGAGGAGUCAGACACACCUCGCAGAGGGGCUCAGUUUGCUGGCAGUCCUGAAAGCUGCUGCUGCAGAACAGGCUGAUCCUGCAAUGAGGUCAUGCGAAAGGAUCCACUGCUUCCUCUGCGGUGUCAGGUUUGCUACCACGCUGCUCUAGUGACGUUUCUGUAAGGGUCCUGCUGGAGUGCUGAGGCCUGGGAGGAGGGUGUGCGAACUGGUCAGCGGACAUGCUCCAGCUCUGCAAGAUCACAGACUCGCUGCUGAUCGGCAACGCCCGGUCCGCCUGCAGUGAGGAGCUCAUCCUCCGGGAGGCCGUCACGCUGUGCAUCAACGUGUCCGUGCAGCAGCCCUUCCCCAGCGUGCGCGUGGGCACCCUGCGCGUGCCCAUCUACGACGACCCCGCGGAGAACCUGUACAGGCACUUUGACCACUGCGCCGACGCCAUCGAGAGCACGGCCCGCCGCGGCGGGCGCAGCGUGGUGUACUGCAAGAACGGGCGCAGCCGGUCGGCGUCCAUCUGCGUGGCGUACCUGAUGAAGCACAGAGGUCUGUCCCUGCAGGAGGCCUUUCAGAUGGUGAAGUCAGCCCGCUCAGUGGUGGAGCCCAAUGAGGGCUUCUGGGCCCAGUUGCAGCGAUACGAGAAGGAGCUCGAGCGGAGGCGAACUUCGGUCGGGGGCAACAGGGAUUCCAGCCUGCACUGCACUGACACCCAGGAUGCACCAGGGGGCGGCCAGGAGUGAACCUAGAUGACCAGGCACCCCAGGCUCAAGCAAGCUGGGGCACAACAGAAUUCUGUCAUACUGUUCACACACAGAAGAAACUCACCUGUCUUUGGCCUGUUGUCGUGUGUUUUACUUGUAGGAACACACUUCUGUCUUAUGGAAACCUGGGCACUUUUGCAACCCCCAGACACACUGAAGACUAUAUUAAAGAAAAUGGUUAUAUUAUCUACAGUUUACUACCAUGCUUUACUUGCUGAUAAAUCCUGCUACGUUUUGUUGUCAUGAUUUACUUGCUUGAAAGACACUGUAUCCAUGGUGUGUGUAGCUUGUGAUCUGUGUUGAUAGCGUUCAGGUACAGGGCUAACAGGGACAGCAGGCAAUGUUAUUAGUGAAGUGUGCAAACCAGAAGUAAACCAACUUAACUUUCACCAUU
This is a messenger RNA of Lepisosteus oculatus (spotted gar), 1330 nucleotides long. RefSeq names its product dual specificity phosphatase 28 (gene dusp28). NCBI's taxonomy places the organism in Eukaryota, Metazoa, Chordata, Actinopteri, Semionotiformes, Lepisosteidae. Gene Ontology annotation, biological process: protein dephosphorylation. The record is from RefSeq and is a predicted model, not a curated record. Gene Ontology annotation, molecular function: MAP kinase tyrosine/serine/threonine phosphatase activity. Gene Ontology annotation, cellular component: cytoplasm.